AUGCGUUUCUUCCAGGCCAUUGUUUCUUUUACGCUCAUCGUCAGCUGUAUGGCUCUGGCAUUCCCCAGCUAUGACUGGAUGAAAGCAGGCCCUCUUCACCGUCGAGCCGAGCCCAAUGCACCGGCUAAACUCGCUCAUCGGGCUGAGGAUGCUCCUCGAGCUGACCUUGCCCCACGAUCCGAUGUUGCCCCACGAGGGUCCGAAGUCGCUCCACGAGCAGACCAUGGUCCUCUGCCAGAGCGUCCUGAUCGAAAUCAUCUCAGCCCGCGAUUGUUCGGCUCAUUCUCCUUUGAAACGGAAGGUCGCACUGUCAUUAUCUACCCCAACGGGACGAGAGUCGAAUAUGGAGGGAAACUGAAAUUCAACUUUGUGAACGGCUGGGUCGACAUUAUCAAAGAUGGGAUAAGCCUCCUCCGUACCAAGCUUUCUUGA
Molecule: messenger RNA, 432 nt
Organism: Fusarium falciforme
Lineage: Eukaryota; Fungi; Ascomycota; Sordariomycetes; Hypocreales; Nectriaceae
Exons: 2
Coding region: 1-432 (143 amino acids)
Source: RefSeq, a predicted model, not a curated record